This is a messenger RNA of Sitophilus oryzae (rice weevil), 4722 nucleotides long. RefSeq names its product toll-like receptor 7 (gene Toll-7). NCBI's taxonomy places the organism in Eukaryota, Metazoa, Arthropoda, Insecta, Coleoptera, Curculionidae. The coding region runs from base 388 to 4356 and encodes 1322 amino acids. Gene Ontology annotation, biological process: signal transduction. The record is from RefSeq and is a predicted model, not a curated record. The transcript has a single exon. Gene Ontology annotation, molecular function: protein binding.
CCUCGUCUGUUUCUCUCCCACCUUCACACUUCUCUCUUCCUUCCCAGUCCCACACAUAGUUUCGAGAGUAAUCCCCGUCCGGUGGCGCCCUCUGACGACUCGCGCCCCAGCACUAACAUUUCCCCAGCGCAUGACCGGUAUUUGGUUCAGCCGAGUCCGUUAUUAUACCGCAGUAUGCCGUCGCGCUCCUCCAGUUUACUUUCUACCGCCAGCCAGGUCAGAUCGCAGCCGGUUAGCGCGACUGAACUUACGCACGAUAUGUCGUUACAGUAACUUGAACGCGGACGAAGUAUAGUAUAGAGUGACAAAAAUAAAAAAAACGGUUAAAGUAUGUGCGGCGUUUAUCGGAGAAGGAACUUAUGACCGUGUGAAUCACAUGUGCGUGACAUGACUUUUUGUUUUUUUCGAAAAAUGUUGUCGGUGGUUUGUUUUGUGUUUCUGUUCGUUGGAUACGUCCAGGGUGGAAGGUACGAUGGUAUAGAGCAGUGUUCCUGGCUCCCCGAUAAUAACGAAGGCAGUUCCAAGCUUUCCGUUACGUGUAACGUACGACUCUUGGAUGAAAAUGGAGCGAAUAUCUCAACUCUACCCGCUGAAGUUACUUCGAGGCUCAAAAUAAUAUGCUCCGAAGCAAUUUUCUUUGAAAGCGUCCUACCCGUUCAGAGUUUGCAAAGGCUUCACGAACUGGAAGAUCUUCGUAUAGAAAACUGUAAAAUCCUUUCCAUCGAAACCAACUCGUUCGAAGGAUUAUACAACUUAAAACGCCUGGUCCUGAACAGUUUCAACACCCACUGGGGUCAAGUCAAAAACCUCGAACUCACCACUUACAGUUUUCAAGGUUUGAAAGAACUUCAGCAACUCGACUUGGCCGAUAACAACAUAAGGGUGGUUCCAGACGGUGCUUUUUGUGGCAUGACUAAUCUCCACACACUGAACCUGACCAGAAACCGAAUCAGGAGCUCGGAAAGAAUCGGAAUUAACGUUCCCGAAUGUAGCUCCAGCGAACUGCAAAACAUCGAUUUGAGUUUCAACGAUAUAAGAGUUCUAGGGGAGGACUCGGGAUUUUCAAAGUUAAGGCGAUUACAGAACUUGAAUUUGCAGUACAACAAUAUAAGCGAGGUUUCCGGAGAGAGUUUGGUCGGUUUGGUGUCGUUGAAAGUUUUGGAUUUGUCCAACAAUAAAAUCGGAUCGCUUCCGCAAGGCUUGUUCGCCGGUUCGCCCGAGCUCAAGGAGAUUCACCUGCAGAACAAUUCUUUGUAUUCGCUGGCUAAGGGAUUGUUCCAUCGACUGGAACAACUUCUCGUGCUGGAUCUUAGCGGUAAUCAGCUUACAAGUAACCACGUCGAUAACGGAACUUUUUCCGGACUUAUCAGACUGAUUAUUCUGGAUUUAUCGCACAAUGCUUUAACUCGAAUCGACAGCAAAACUUUUAAAGACCUGUUUUUCCUUCAAAUUUUAAAUCUCCGUAAUAAUUCCAUUGGAUUUAUCGAAGACAACGCUUUUCUUCCACUGUACAAUCUCCACACUCUAAACUUAGCAGAAAACAGGUUGAACACUAUCGGUCCUCAACUCUUCAACGGACUUUUCGUUCUCAGCAAACUCACCCUGAACAACAAUUUGGUUGUCGCAGUCGAUCCCAGAGCUUUCCAGAACUGUUCCGCUCUAAAAGAACUAGACCUAAGCUCAAACGCCCUAGCUGAAGUGCCAGAAGCUAUUCAAGAACUGUCCUUUUUGAAAACUCUGGACCUUGGAGAGAACCAAAUUAGCGAAUUUCGGAACGGGUCUUUCAAAAACUUGAAUCAGCUGACUGGACUGAGACUGAUCGAUAAUAUUAUCGGAAACUUAACCAGAGGAAUGCUUUGGGAUUUGCCGAGUUUGCAAGUGUUGAAUCUGGCCAAAAACAAAAUCCAGACUAUUGAAAGAGGUACGUUUGAUAGAAACACGCAAAUUGAAGCUAUCAGACUGGAUGCGAACUUCCUCACUGACAUAAAUGGAGUUUUUGCAACUUUGGCUACUUUAUUAUGGCUGAAUCUCUCAGAAAAUCAUUUAGUGUGGUUCGACUAUGCUUUUAUUCCCAGCAACUUGAAGUGGCUAGACAUUCAUGGUAAUUUUAUAGAGUAUUUAAAUAACUACUAUAAAAUUCAGGAUGAAAUCGGUGUGAAAACCCUCGAUGCUAGCCAUAACAGGAUUACAGAGAUCUCCCCGAUGUCCAUACCGAACAGCAUCGAACUUCUUUUCAUUAACAAUAAUUUUAUCAAGAAAAUCCACCCGAAUACUUUUAUCGACAAGACUAAUUUGACGAGAGUUGAUAUGUAUGCUAAUGACCUAGUUAACGUAGACUUGAACGCUUUAAGAAUCGCCCAUGUGCCUAGCAACAAGAGCCUUCCUGAAGUGUACCUUGGAGGAAACCCUUUCCAUUGUGACUGUUCCAUGGAGUGGCUCCAGGUGAUCAACAGUAUAUCUGGUUCCAGACAAUACCCCAAAGUGAUGGACGCGGAAAAUGUUAUGUGUAAAAUGACUCAUUCGCGUGGCAUGGAAAGCAUGCCGUUAAGCCAGGCCAAAGCCAGUGAUUUUUUGUGCAAGUACGAGACCCACUGUUUCACUCUAUGUCAUUGCUGUGAUUUUGAUGCGUGUGAUUGCGAGAUGACCUGUCCUAAUAACUGUACUUGUUAUCACGACCAAACUUGGAAUACGAAUGUCGUGGAUUGUUCGGGACAGGGUGGUGCUGAAAUUCCUCAGAAAAUUCCCAUGGAUGCUACAGAAGUGUAUUUAGACGGAAACGAUAUCAAAGAGCUUCAAAAUCAUGCGUUUAUUGGUAGGAAGAACCUGAAAACUUUGUUCGUGAACAACAGUAACGUGGAAACUAUUCAAAACAGUACGUUUAAUAGUUUGCAUGCGUUACAAGUGCUGCACCUUGAAGACAACAAGAUCUACGAACUGAAAGGUUACGAGUUUGAACAGUUGGAGAACUUGAAAGAACUUUAUUUGCAAAAUAACGCGAUCGCGAAUAUCGGAAACCGAACUUUCGAUCCUUUAACCUCUCUGGAAGUGUUGCGAUUGGAUGGUAAUAAAUUGGUUAGUUUUCCCGUGUGGCAACUUUCGUCUAACGCGCGUUUGAACCAGAUUAUGAUCGCGAACAACCCGUGGUCCUGUCGAUGCAAGUUCCUUCAAGGUCUCACCACGUGGGUGGCCGAAAAUGCGGUCAAAGUGAUAGACAGUGGAAACAUGAUGUGUUACAAUCACGACUCGAAACCUCCCCAACGUCGUGAACUGGACUUUAACUCUACCGCGUGCAGUGAUUUCUACGCAGGCAGUUCCGUGAUAGACUCCAUGCUCGUGUCGGACUACUGGCCGAUGGUUGUGAUAACUCUGUGCGUUGUGAUAUUGCUCCUGUUAGCGGUAGUACUGUGGUUCGUUUUCCGAGACCCUGUUCGCGUGUGGCUGUACUCGCGUUACGGAGUUAGGCUGUGCAACUUUAGAGACUCCAGUGCGAAACAGUUCGAGGACAGAGACAAACUGUACGACGCGUUCGUGUGCUACAGUCCCAAAGACGAAGAGUGGGUAGUGCAAAGUUUAGCAGUAGAACUGGAACCGAAGUUCCAGCUGUGUCUGCAUUAUCGAGACCUCCCCCACGCAGCGUACAACCAACAUGCCGCUCCCGUUAUGCUGGAAGCCUCAGAAGCCAGCCGGAGAAUAGUCUUGGUUCUGACCAGGAACUUUCUCGAAACUGAAUGGGCUAGGUUCGAUCUGAGACAGGCCCUGCACGAAGCACUUAAAGGGCGAGUUCACAAGCUGGUCAUUAUCGAAGAGGGUCCGUUACACGACGCCAUAAUGGACCCGGAACUCCGGCUGUACUUGAAAACCGCCGAGAGAGUUCGAUGGGGUGAGAGAAGGUUUUGGGAGAAGUUAAAGUACGUGCUGCCCUCCGUGGAGCCCCGGGGUAAGAUCAACGCCAACUACAGGCGGAACAUCAACAACUACACCAUCGAUUCCCGGGUGGUGCCUAACGGGACUCACCACACUCACCAUCACUUCCCCGAGAAGGUGUGCCCGCAAAGAGCGCCCUCUCCAGGCAUGCAGAUGCUCCCUCCUCCAGCUUACUCCGCUGGGAACCCCCAGGAGAUGGAGGAUACGAACUAUUCAUCCGCCACGACAGCCACCCCAUCCCCCAGGCCGUCCAGGCGGAUGAUGGCUCAGGAACCGCGGCCCAUAUCCGAUCACAUCUACUCCAGCAUCGACUCGGACUACAGCACGUUGGAGCGUGGUGGUUCGGGAAGGAGGGGGCCUCCGUGGAGGCCGACGCACGUGGUGAUGCAGACGCAGGGCGCCCAUAAUGGCGGCCAGGCCUAUCUUGUGUGAUAAUUUUGCUGACUGACUAGGUAUAUUAUAUAUUCUAUAUCGAGAGACUUUUAAAAAAAUUCGCUUACUUUGACGCCAGGAUGUUGUGUUCUAGUUCCGAUUUCAUUAUUCUCUCUAUUUUCAAACGUAAAUAAUAAAAUUGUAACGGAAUCUGGCCUAGAAGACAACUAUAUCUAUAGUGAAAAAUACACUGGUUCUUACAAGUUACUAUAAGCAUGGAAAUGUGUAUCUACUUUUUUCCUCGUGUAAUUAUUUUUGUACAGUACUGUAUAUAGACAUAUUUAUUUGUUUUCCUACUUCGGUUUGUAUUAUGUGUAUAUUUUUUACGAAUUGCAAAAAAAAAUAAUUAUAUAAAUAAAUAUGAUG